Diachasma alloeum is the source of this 3141-nucleotide messenger RNA. RefSeq names its product SWI/SNF-related matrix-associated actin-dependent regulator of chromatin subfamily A containing DEAD/H box 1 homolog (gene Etl1). The transcript has 7 exons. The coding region runs from base 280 to 2823 and encodes 847 amino acids. Gene Ontology annotation, molecular function: ubiquitin binding; chromatin binding; DNA binding. Gene Ontology annotation, cellular component: nucleus. The record is from RefSeq and is a predicted model, not a curated record. NCBI's taxonomy places the organism in Eukaryota, Metazoa, Arthropoda, Insecta, Hymenoptera, Braconidae.
UCGAGCGUUCACCGCCAAUAAUCGAGCACCUGGGGGCAUUAUUCGUGGGAAAAAACCUCGGCGUCGUGCGUUGAGACCGUCGAGUCCAACAAAUAAUUAAUUAAUCCCUCGUAAAUUCACCCGUUUUUUUAUUUUCGAUACUUUUUCGGAGUUUCUGGGGGUUAAUUUGCUGUUGGAACGGUUGUUUGGGGCUCUAGGGGUUGGGACAAUGUGGGAGAGUUCUCAGGACGUCUAGAGGAACAAAAAAAACGUUGGGGUGAAUUUUUUUUCAGUCGAGAAAUGUCUGGUGAGGGUCAAGGGAACAGCAGUCCAAGUCUUCUGGGUAAUCUCAGGAAUUUCAGGUUUCAGAAGAAGAACGUCAAGAAAUUAAUCAUGUCUGAUGACGACAGCAAUCUGACGAGUCCUGAGCUUCUCCCGAGGAGGAAGUGUGUUAACAGGAUUGUGGACAGUGAUGAGGAGACCUCGGAGGGACCCCCGAAGAUCGUCGGGGGAGAGAGCGAUGCUGAGGAUGUGGAGAGGGAGAGGAAGAUGAAGUACCUGAGUGGAGAGUAUCCAGACAUUGAGUCUUCGAAAAUCCGAGAAGUUCUGACGGACUCCAAUUGGAACACAGAGGAAGCCCAAUCAGCCCUGAAAUCGUUGAAGAAGCGUCCCCUGAAGAAGUCCAAGAACUCGAGCAAGAAGAAACGUCGAAAAAGGGAGGACGACGAGGAGGAGACCAACAUUGACUCGGACGAGGCGACCUACACCACCAAAGUAUUCGACAGCGACGAGGACUCGGACGCAGAGAUCUCCAACGACUUGACUGGCGACAAAAAAGCCGUUCUGGGCUUCAUGCAGACUGGGAGGAUGGCGGAGCUGCUGCUGAUGCCCCACUGCUCCCAGAAGAAGGCACAAGCCAUCAUCGACGCCAGACCCUUCGAGAACUGGAGGGAUCUCGUCGAGAAAUUCCAGACGAGCAAGUACCUGGACACUGAACUCCUGAACUCGGCGCAGAGUCUUCUGGCCACUAGGAGUGUCGUGGAGGCCCUGAUGAAGAAGUGCCUCCGUCUGUCUGCGAACAUGGAGAAGGCAGUAUCGGCCGGCUCCCACAUGAUACCCACCCAGCCCUCGAGCCUCUCCCCCGAGCUGACCCUGGCCCCCUACCAGAUGGUGGGCCUCAACUGGCUGGCAGUAAUGCACUCCCAGAACGUCAACGGCAUCCUCGCCGACGAGAUGGGCCUCGGCAAGACCGUCCAGAUAAUCGCGUUCCUCACGUACCUCAAGGAGACCUCUCCCUCGCCCCCCGAUGGUCCCCACCUCAUCGUCGUCCCCAGCUCAACCAUGGAGAAUUGGUCCAACGAGCUCUCCCGCUGGUCGCCCUCCCUCAACGUUGUCCAGUACUACGGCUCCCAGGACGAGAGAAAAUGCAUGCGCAUGGGCUGGAGAAACGGCGACCUGGACGACGUCGACAUCCUCCUGACGACUUACAACCUCGUCUCGUCAACCCCAGAGGAGCGCCGACUCUUCCGGGUCCUUCCCAUCGAGUACGUCAUCUUCGAUGAGGCGCACAUGCUGAAGAACAUGUCGACAAUUCGUUACGAAAAUCUCGUGAGGAUCAAUGCCAAGCACCGGGUGCUCCUCACAGGGACUCCCCUCCAGAACAAUCUCCUGGAGCUCAUAUCCCUCCUCAUCUUCGUGAUGCCCUCGAUAUUUGCGGGCAAGCAGAACGACCUGAAGAGCCUCUUCGCGAAGAAUCCGAAGCUCCAGAGUGAGAGGGACAGCGAGGAGCUGCCACUCUUCGAGCAGGAGCAGGUGAAAAAUGCGAAGCAGAUCAUGAGACCCUUCGUCCUGAGGAGGCUGAAGUCAGAGGUCCUGAGGGAUCUGCCGACCAAGACUGAGGCAAUCGUCAGGUGCCCCAUGAUCAAGAAGCAGAAGGAGCUUUAUCAGAAGUUUAUCAGGGAGUUCUCGGAGGAGGCCGGCAGCUCUGCCGAGGUCAAUGGGGUUGGGAUGAUGAUGCAGCUGAGGAAGCUCGCUAAUCAUCCGGUUUUGAUCAGGGAUUAUUAUGAUGAGGAUAAGGUGGAGGUGAUCUCCAAGAGGCUGGCCAAGGAUCCGACCUACAAGCAGACGAAUCCACAGUUUAUUUUUGAGGAUCUUGUUUGGAUGAGUGAUUACCAGAUUGCUGAGCUCACGAGGGUUCACAGGUGUCUUGGAGGGUUCGCCUUACCCCAGGAGAUCAUUCCAGAGUCUGGCAAACUGAAGAUGCUGGAUGAGCACCUGCCCAAGUUGAAGGCCGAAGGACACCGAGUUUUAAUCUUCAGCCAGUUUACAAUGGUGCUGGAUUACCUGGAGGAGUACCUGACGAUGAGGGGACAUGUGUUCUUGAGAUUGGAUGGGCAGACACCUGUGGUCGAGAGGCAGGAUCUCAUCGAUGAAUUCACGAAUGAUGAGGGGAUCUUUGUGUUUUUAUUGAGCACCAAGGCUGGAGGGCUGGGAAUCAAUCUGACUGCGGCCGAUACUGUGAUCAUUCAUGAUAUCGAUUUUAAUCCGUAUAAUGAUAAGCAGGCAGAGGACAGGUGUCAUCGAGUUGGGCAGACCAAACCAGUGAAUAUCAUUCGAUUAUUGUCAGAGGGCACGAUAGAGGAGGGAAUGUACGAAGUUGCUCAACAGAAGCUGCAUUUGGAGCAGCAAAUCACUGGGAAUGAAGAGAAUGAAAAUACGGAUAAGAAAAGUAUAUUAAAACUGCUCAAACAAACACUGGGGCUGGACCCACACAAUAAAUCAGUGUCUCUGUCACCAUCGAAGACACCAACAAAAUCACAAAAUGGAUUUGAUGGCGAAUUUUAGUAGACAAUUUAUUCCUAUUUUUUUAAUAUUCCUUUUUUUAGAUAAAAUUCAAGCAGCUCUCACUAUUUAUGUACUAAUUUAAUCAGCCGAUAAUUUAUGAUUCUGCAUAAUUCUUUCAAAAAAAUAUUGAAAGAUAAAAAAAUAACACGUAGAACAGAAAAUGGUGUCAACACUUUUGCAUUUUUCUAUGAUUUUCAGUUGAUAUUUUAGGUUCAUUUCUAUUGUAAAUUGACGUAUAUGGUGGAAGUGUAAACAGCAUUGUCAUGCAAAAUUGGAGAUUUUUUAGGAAUGCAAUAAACAUUAAAUCGCAGCAAUUUA